Molecule: messenger RNA, 3239 nt
Organism: Osmerus eperlanus (European smelt)
Lineage: Eukaryota; Metazoa; Chordata; Actinopteri; Osmeriformes; Osmeridae
Gene: atxn7l3a
Product: ataxin 7 like 3a
Exons: 15
Coding region: 508-1674 (388 amino acids)
Biological process (GO): regulation of transcription by RNA polymerase II; positive regulation of DNA-templated transcription
Cellular component (GO): SAGA complex; DUBm complex
Molecular function (GO): transcription coactivator activity
Source: RefSeq, a predicted model, not a curated record
UGCAAUAAACGAAUUGGAUGUGGAUUUGUUCCGCUUUGUAAAGUAAUCUACCACAGAUCAGAUUUGUCGAAGAAGGAACACCUCGGCGAUCGGUUUAUGUUGUCUGUAUAUAAAGAAAAUGGCUGUCCUUUCUGCGUAAAUUCUAUUUCUCGUCACUUCUCCAACCAGUGCGCAUUCAGCGUGGAAAAUUAUUAGAAAUUUAAUUUGGAGCAUCAUUAAACAGACUGGACGAAAGGAAACAAAGAUUGUUGAAAUGCCAGUUGGUAAAAAAAUUAUUUGGCGUCUAUGACGCCUGGCCUGCUUUGGCAGAGCGUCGUCAGUUCAGACAGUGCUUUAUUUUCACAAAACUAAGGGGAGCUAGCUGUGGAGUGUCACAACGAGAGCCAUUCAAACCAACCAUUCCGUGAAAAAGUCUUGAUGGGACUUAUUUGAAAAGUGCCGGAGAAGUGCUGUUACAUCUCCCUUACUGUACCAUGUGGCUGUGAAUCCUCCCAAACAUUUUUGCAAAUGAAAAUGGAGGAUAUGUCUCUGUCAGGCCUGGACAACACCAAGCUAGAGGCCUUGGCUCAUGACAUCUACUCAGAAUUGGUGGAGGACACCUGUUUGGGUCUCUGCUUUGAGGUGCAUCGUGCUGUUAAACAGGGCUAUUUCUUCUUGGAUGAGACAGACCAAGAGAGCAUGAAGGACUUUGAAAUUGUGGACCAACCAGGGGUGGACAUAUUUGGGCAAGUGUACAACCAGUGGAAGAACAAGGAAUGUGUGUGUCCCAACUGCAGCAGAAGCAUUGCAGCUUCCCGUUUUGCACCUCACCUGGAAAAAUGUCUGGGCAUGGGGCGCAACAGCAGUCGCAUUGCCAACCGCAGAAUAGCCACCAAUAACAACACAAGCAAAUCUGAGAGUGAUCAGGAAGAUAACGAUGACGUCAAUGACAAUGACUGGUCAUAUGGGUCUGAAAAAAAAGCCAAGAAAAGAAAAUCAGAUAAGAAUCCAAAUUCACCCAGGCGAUCAAAAUCUUUAAAGCAUAAAAAUGGUGAUUUAAUUUUAUCAGCUAGAGUGAAACCAUCUUUCAAUUAUCGUCCUACUUUGCAUAUGACUGACUACACACACAUUUCUAACAGUGAGCUUAGUAACACUGUCAACACAGACCCAUACAAGUACAACUAUAAUACGGGAAUCAGUUACGAAACGUUAGGUCCUGAUGAACUGAGAUCUUUGUUGACUACACAAUGUGGGGUGGUCUCAGAGCAUACCAAGAAGAUGUGCACUAGGUCCCAGCGCUGCCCCCAGCACACGGACGAACAGAGGAGGGCAGUCAGGGUGUUCCUCCUGGGGCCGUCCGCGUCGUCCCUGCCUGACGCAGACUCUGUGGUGGAGAGCGACGGCUACGACGCCUCAGACGGACAGGGCCUCAUGAGCCGGCUGCAGUGGGAUGGGUCUUCAGACAUAUCCCCCACCGACUCCGCGUCCUCCAAAGCCAGCACCAACAAUUCAGACUCAAAGAGGCCGAAGAAAAAGAAGAAGCUGUCUCUAGGGCUUGGUGCUGCAGGUGGAGGUGGUGCGAGUGGAGGGGGAGGGGGCAGCAGUUCCCAGAGUAACCUCACCUUAUCCAACAGAAAGAAGAGACCCAAACUCACAGCUCCCUCUGUUCCUAAUAUCUAUGACGACCUCAACUAGCAAAGAUGCCCCUCUGCCCCCCCCUCCCCCCUCCCUCCCCCCCUCCCCCUCCAGUCUCCCCUCAGCCUCCCAUGCAGCUUGUUCUCCCCAUCAUAACAACCUAGAGGAGAAAUAGGAUGAGUCAGUUAGACUGUCAUCUGUCUAGGCAUGGGACCAAUCAUGCUUUUUCAAGCUCUUUUGAGAUUAGAUUUUUUUUUUGUGUGUCCAACAAGUGUGCCAUUUUGUGGUUUACCCUACAGUACAUUGGAGUUAAGUAUCAAAUGGUGGCUUUUCAGUGAUAGCAUUGUAUUGCACAGUAGUGUGUAUGUGUGUCAGAUAAUGAGAGACAAGACUUUGUUUGUGUGCAUGGAAGUUUGACUGUUUAAUGUUAUGAGUGUGUUUUCUGAUGACUAUGCACCUUUGAAUGUGCCAUUGGGGUGUGUAUGUGUGUGCCAUUUUAAAUAUUUGACUUUUCUGUUUACAUUGACUAAUAUAUAUAUUUAAAUGUGCAAUUCUGUGUUCAAGUGAGAGUAUUUGAUUUGUCUCUAAACAACAAAGUGUAAAUGCUGAUUUUCUAUGUAUCAUGGUGUGAACUAUUGUGUUUUUAUGAAUGUAUGUGGUGUUUGAUGUAAAGAAAAUCAUGACUCAGUUGUUUCCCAUUAUAAAUGUAAAAAUAUAUUCCAUCUUUCCAUAGAUCAUUACACGCAAUGUUUCUUUUGCCUGUCAACUGAAACUCUGACAUAACUGUAACUGUCUUGAACCUGCUUUUAGACAUGUAGCCCCAUUUAUUUCCUUUUCUAUAUAAGACAUAAUACUUACAUAUAUGAUAGGUGGUGGGGCGCUACACACACAACAUUCUGUGCUCACAAAGCAUCCUGUAUGACAAAACUUGAACUUAAUACCCAACAUGCCUGCCUUCAACAAGUUCUCACUGAUCUAUCUGCUUUACAUAAGCCUCUGCAAAGAAGCCUCGCUUGACUUGACUAGCAUGACUUGCAUCUGAAGUGAUCAUCUUAUGUUCAGGGUGUAUGCAUUUGGUUGUCAGUCAUAAGCGCUUUUAUAUACAUUUUCAACAGCACUGGCAGGUGGCAUCUAUCAGAAUUGGUAACCUUGGUAACCUUACAUCCAUUGUGCGAGUUGUUUAUUCUAGCUGAUUAGUCGAUCAUAUACAAAAUACUUUCAAAUACUGGAAAAAAACUGCGCAACCAUUACCAAUGCUUCCUGUUUUUAUUCAAAGUAGUUCCAGCUGCUCUGUAAGAUAAUCAUGAGCAUAAAAUGUAUUAUAAAUGUAAUUCCCUUCAGAUAUGACACAUAACGCUUUAGAACAGGGUAGAUGAAGGGUGUUACACGAGUAGCUGUACAUUUGUCAAUGUGUGUUUCUCCUGAGUGCGGACAAAGGACGCGAUACAAAGUGAAUUUUCACAAACAAAAAUAUUUUUUCAUACACAUGCACGUGUAUAUGUGCAUGUGAAAAUAUGUUUAUUGUAUACAGUAAGAAGCAUUAUGAUACACUAUUUUCUUUAUCUUACAGUUCCUUGUGUAAAGGGGUUGUCUUAUUUGUCAGAAUUAAACCACGUCAUUCUGGG